Messenger RNA from Manis pentadactyla (Chinese pangolin), 945 nucleotides. Its product is annotated as olfactory receptor 51A4. Bases 1 to 945 code for a protein of 314 amino acids. Gene Ontology annotation, molecular function: olfactory receptor activity; G protein-coupled receptor activity. The record is from RefSeq and is a predicted model, not a curated record. NCBI's taxonomy places the organism in Eukaryota, Metazoa, Chordata, Mammalia, Pholidota, Manidae. Gene Ontology annotation, cellular component: membrane. Gene Ontology annotation, biological process: G protein-coupled receptor signaling pathway. The transcript has a single exon.
AUGUCCAUUAUCAACACAUCAUAUGUUGAAAUUACCACCUUCUUCUUGGUUGGGAUGCCAGGGCUGGAAUACGCACACGUCUGGAUCUCGAUCCCCAUCUGCAGCAUGUAUCUUGUUGCGAUCCUGGGAAACUGCACCAUCCUUUUUGUCAUCAAGACAGAGCCCUCUUUGCAUGAGCCUAUGUACUAUUUCCUCUCCAUGUUGGCGCUAUCUGACACGGGCUUGUCCCUAUCUUCUCUGCCUACUAUGCUGAGGAUCUUUUUAUUCAAUGCUCCUGAAAUUUCUGCCAGUGCCUGCUUUGCCCAGGAAUUCUUCAUCCAUGGAUUCACAGUAUUUGAGUCCUCAGUGCUCCUGAUCAUGUCGUUUGACCGCUUCCUAGCCAUCCACAACCCUCUGAGAUACAGCUCCAUUCUGACGAUGGUCAGAGUUGCCCAAAUAGGACUAGUAUUCUCCCUUAAGAGCUUCCUCCUGGUUCUUCCCUUCCCCUUCACUUUGAGAAGUUUGAAAUAUUGUAAGGAAAGCCAAUUAUCCCAUUCCUACUGUCUCCACCAGGAUGUCAUGAAGCUGGCCUGCUCUGACAACCAAAUUGAUGUCAUCUAUGGCUUUUUUGGGGCACUCUGUGUUAUGGUAGACUUUAUGCUCAUUGUCGUGUCUUACAUCCUGAUCCUCAAGACUGUGCUGGGAAUUGCCUCCCAGAAGGAGCAGCUCAAGGCCCUCAGUACGUGUGUCUCACAUGUCUGUGCAGUGAUCAUCUUCUACCUGCCCAUCCUCAGCCUUGCCAUCAUCCAUCGCUUAGCCAGGCACAUCUCUCCUCUCUUCAACGUUCUCAUGGCAGAUGUUCUUUUACUUGUGCCUCCACUGAUGAACCCGAUUGUGUACUGUGUCAAAACUAGACAGAUUAGAGUAAGAGUCAUAGCAAAAUUAUGUCAUAAGCAGAUACAAUAG